Molecule: messenger RNA, 5944 nt
Organism: Vespula pensylvanica (western yellowjacket)
Lineage: Eukaryota; Metazoa; Arthropoda; Insecta; Hymenoptera; Vespidae
Product: one cut domain family member 2-like
Exons: 6
Coding region: 2295-4862 (855 amino acids)
Biological process (GO): transcription initiation at RNA polymerase II promoter; regulation of transcription by RNA polymerase II
Cellular component (GO): nucleus; transcription factor TFIIA complex
Molecular function (GO): DNA-binding transcription factor activity, RNA polymerase II-specific; RNA polymerase II cis-regulatory region sequence-specific DNA binding
Source: RefSeq, a predicted model, not a curated record
GAGAGAGAGAGAGAGAGAGAGAGAGAGAGAGAGAGAAAUAGAAGAAAGAAGAUCAGUGUCGAUCGGAUGGUCAAUAUCGAAGAAACGAGCAUCGAUGGUCCGAUUUUCAGUUAUUAGUCGUGGUGGAUGAGGAAGACAUAGAGAUAGAAAGAGAAAGACAGAAAAAGAGAGGGAGAGUGAAAGACAGAGAGAAAGAGAGAAAGAGAGAGAGAGAGAGGACAGGUGACGCCAGUCGAUGUUUAUGCUCGAAGUAUCGGGCACAUCGAGCAACGUUGGUCACGAGGUAUCGGAAAAUCGAUAGAAAGCUGACUGACGCUAGUGGUGCCGGUCAGUGGUGGUGGCAGCCGCGGUAACCGACGCCAGCGUCGACGGCGACGACGACGGCGGCGACGACGACGACGACAACGACGACCACGACCACGACCACGACCACGACCACGACGACGACGACGACCACGACGACGACGACGACGACGACGACGACGACGACGACGACGACGACGACGACGACGACGACGACGACGACAGCGGUGACGGCGACGACGACGACGUUGGCUAUGUUGUGUGCCUCGUAAUCGUUCGUGUUAUGCGUUGAUGGUGUUCGUGUGUCUACGAAACGAGAAUAACGUUCCCGGUAGUAUCGUCAUUGAUGUGGUAGUAGUAACAGUAGUAGUAGUAAUAAUAGUAGUAGUAGAAGUGGUGGUGGCGGUGCUGAUGGUGCUGGUGGUGGUGGUGGUUGGUAGUGGGUGGUAGCAGUGGAUGAGCUGAACAGAGACAGAGAGAUAGAGAGACAGAGGGAGAGAGAAAGACAGAGAGAGAGAGAGAGAAGACUGAUAUUUCGAAGAGUGAGAGCGCGUCCGACAAAGUGGUGUGUGCUUUUGGACGGAAGGGGUAGUUUUCACGUGGAUACCAUACGUGUCGAAGGGGUGAAAGUCUUGGACGCGUGGAGGAAGGGACUAUUCCCGGUAUACGAAAGUGCGCAAGUACGAAAAGGAGGGCGCUCGAAAAGUGGUGGUGGUGGUGGUAGUAGUAGAGGUGGUGGUGGUGACUCUCCGUCGUUUUUGAUUUUCCCCUAUGGAGAGAGACCGUGUUUAAAGAGAAAGAGAGAAGGAAGGAAGAGGACAGGAAGAGAGGGUUAAAGAGACGGAGAGAAAGAGAGAGAGAGAGGUAGAGAGGGAGAGAGAGAGAGAGAGACAGAGACAGAGAGAGUAUAGACUCACACCUGGACCAGGAGGAACGGAACGGAACGGCACGGCACGCGCGGGUAACGCCGUCGUUAAACUCGAGAACAUUGGUGGUAGAAUAGACCAGGUGGUAGUGGUGGCGGUGGUGGUGGUGGUGGUAGUGGUGGUUGUGUCGCUGGUCGUCCCGCCGGAGGAAAGGGGCGGAGCGGAAGGGCCCAGACGGGGUACCGGUGGGCACCGCUGUCUCGAAAGUGAAAGAGACAGAAAUAGAGAGAGAAAGAGAGAGAUAGAGAGAGAGAGAGAGAGAGAUAGAGAGAAAGAGAGAUAGAGAGAGAGAGAGAGAGAGAGAGAGAGAGAGAGAGAGACAGAGAAAGAGAGAUAGAGAGAGAGUUUGCGACCGAGCCACCUCGCUCUCUCUUUCUUUCCUCGUCGCUCUCUUCGUCGUUCUUUCGUUUAGGAGGUUCCGUAGAACGUAGCCGUUGCCGCUACUACUAGAGAGCGUACCGUAUUCACACUCUCUCUCUCGGCCGGCUAAGCGUCCGCGCGUUCUCAAUCGCUCCGCGUAUGUCAUGGGCGCACGGUGGACGCCGCCGUUGUGGUACCACCGGAUCUCUAUGCCGAUCCGUCGUGGCGGAGCGUCGACAGAAGCAUCACCGGGAACAUCGACAGCGCCGUCCUCGUUGUAUAUCAGAAUCAAUCUUGUCGUAAACGGUGGCGCGACGUUCGAGCUUCGUUCGAGAUUCACGAAGGUGUUAGAGGCGAGAGCGGGAGCCUUGAAAGGUUUCCAAGGUGCCAGUUGCCAGGGUGCUGAUCAGUGACGACGAGAAGAGCGGUGACGAGGCGCCUUUCGAGUUUAACGAAAGAAGAGAACUUUUUUGAUCGGUGCGUGCGUACUUGUAUCCUUGAUUGCUCGUUUGCUCGCUUACUCGCGCGGACAAGUAACUGUGAGAGACAAGGAGAAGGAGAAGGAGGAGAAGGGGGAGGAGAAAAGUGCGAAGGAAGAAGGGUGCGCGGUGAAUUCGAAAAAUCCCGGUUACGUAGUGUGCACGCGGUGUGUGUCCAGUCACGACAGCGAGCGAGUGCGCGCCUACCCGAACUAGAUGUGCGUAAAUGGAAGGUAUAGGGGACAUAGCCGAUCAUCAAUCGCAUAGCGAGCAAUUACUGGACUCGGUCGAUUCCCCGGCGGCGGUCUCUACGCAUGGCCGCAGCGGCAGUGGGGGUGGCUCGAAUGGAAAUUGUGGGGCUGGUGGAGGAAGAGGAGGAGGAGAAGGUAGUAGGGGAAGCGUGCUUGGUGGGGGUAGACACCACCACCAUCAUCAUCACCAGCACCAUCAUCACCAUCACCACCAUCAGCAGCAGCAGCAGCAGCAGCAGCAGCAGCAGCAGCAGCAGCAACAGCAGCAGCAGCAACAGCAACAGCAGCAGCAGCAGCAACAUCACCACCAUCAUCAUCAUCACCACCAUCAGCAACACCACGAGGUUAACGAAAUUGGAGGUGGUAGAAGCGGCGGUAGCAACGGUGGAGGUGGUAGUAUCGAGGGUAUGUCAUCGUCGGCUUCUCAAAGUCCCGACAUCGCGUGCGCGAGCCUACCGCUCGAAUUGCUCGCUGCUGGCGCGCUCGGCGUUAAGGAGGAACGAGAUCUCGUUGCCGCGGAAGAUCUCUCGUCGUCUCAGGAAGGGCCGACGAUCGGUAGCGGAGGCGGUGGUAACGGAAACGGUGCCGGUGUUGGUGGUGCUGUUGGUGCUGGUGGUGGUGGUGGUGGCGGCGGUAGUGGUGGUAGUAGUAGUGGUGGCGGUGGUAGUGGUAGUGGUGGUGGUGGUAGUGUCGUCGGUGGUGGUGGUAGUGGAGGUGGUGGUGGAGGCGGUAGUGGUAGUACCGGCGGCGGCGGCGGCGGUAGCAGCAGCAGCAGCAGCACCAGCAGCACCAGCAGUACCAGCAGCGGUGGAGGUGCCAUCGGUGGUGGCGGUGACGGUGGCGGCGGCGUCGGCGGUGGCGGCGGUGGUGGCGGCGGCGCCGUCGGCGGCGGUGGUGGUGGUGCCGGUGGUGGUGGUAGACAGAGCAGCGCGAGGGAGUCCCUGUCGGUGAUCGUGCCACCUCAGGACGUGGACGUGGACUCGCGCGACGACGCCGACGACUCGGAGCUCCUCAGUCCGGGCAAGCUAACGCCGACGUCGGGGAUAAGCGUCUCGGUCGCGAGCAUGAUCGACGCGACGGACUUCAGGGCGAUGCAACCGGAGCCGACUUAUCAAACGUUGACGUCGGUUACCGAAAGAAUGUCGCCGCCUGGCUUCAGCCCGGGCUCCUCGUACGCGACGCUGACGCCGUUGCAGCCGUUACCGCCGAUCUCGACGAUGAGCGACAAGUUUGUGUACGGUCACACGACCGGCGGGGUAACCGGUAGCUUCGCCGUGAUGCAGAACAACGGCCUCGGUAACAUCGGCCUUGGUAUGGGCGGCUCGCCGUACGCGUACGAUAAGCUACCCUCGAUGGGAAUGUCGCCACCGCACAAUUAUCCCUCGCCCGGUGCGGGCCUACAGCCGAGUCCUCUCUCGCCACAGAGCGCUUACAGUCAAAGCGCCCUGAAUUCGCCGCACAAGUCCGCGAGUCCGCACUAUGAUCCGGCUUUCCUACCGAGGCUACAACAGAGUCCCGCCGCACUUAGCCCGUCUUCGCCGCCGGCCGUCUCGGCGACCGCCACUUUCGCGCCUUCGCAUCAUUCCCCGCCCGCGCACUCGGUGCCGGCGGCCUCGCCCCCGCCCAUACAGACGCAGCUUCAGCAGCAACAACAGCAACAACAGCAGCAACAACAACAGCAGCAGCAGCAACAGCAGCAGCAGCAGCAACAACAACAGCAGCAGCAGCAGCAACAGCAGCAGCAGCAAUCGUUGGCGCAACAGACUAUAUCGCACACUCAGCACGUGCAACACACGUCGGUCGUCAUGAAGACGGUCUCCUCGGCCGGCCACGGUGCCGGCGAGGUCGAGGAGAUCAACACGAAGGAAUUGGCACAGAGGAUCAGCGCCGAGCUCAAGAGGUACAGCAUACCCCAGGCGAUAUUCGCCCAGAGGGUACUCUGCCGUAGUCAGGGAACGCUCAGUGAUCUCCUACGUAAUCCAAAGCCCUGGUCGAAGCUCAAGAGCGGCCGGGAAACGUUUCGACGUAUGUGGAAGUGGCUGCAGGAGCCGGAGUUUCAAAGAAUGUCGGCCUUGCGUCUAGCAGCUCUGAGCAACUGCUCUGAAAGCGGGGGCGAACCGGAAGCCAUGCUGGAUAUCCACCACCAAGGAAGCGGCAUCGACAUUCACCAUCAACAGUUUCACAACUCCUAUGCUGCACAGAUUCCACAACGCGGAACAUGCAAGAGGAAAGACGAGAUGUCGAAUCAGGCAGAACACCAACAGCCCGCCCCCAAGAAACCGCGGCUGGUUUUCACAGACCUUCAGCGCCGUACUCUACAGGCUAUUUUUAAAGAGACCAAGAGGCCGUCGAAGGAGAUGCAGGUGACAAUCGCGCGACAGUUGGGCCUUGAACCGACGACGGUCGGUAAUUUCUUCAUGAACGCUCGACGGCGCUCCAUGGACAAGUGGAAGGACGAGGAUCCGAAGACCGUGGCGGUCGAGGAGGGACAGCUAUCGCCAACAAUAGGUAUCGGGCAGCGACAGCCAAGCGACGUUUUGUGACACACGUCCGACCACGAGGAGUACCACGACGAGUCACCGGAGGAGGAUCUACCCUUCUCGUAAGGGUCUCCUUCUCCACUUUCCAUCUCUUCCCACCCGAAGGACAAGCAGCCCUUUUCUCGAGCUAUUCCCGAAGAACGAACGACUCGUUCGACUCGUUCGUUCUUUUUUCUUUCUUUCUUUUUUUCUUUUUUCUUUUUCUCUUUCUUUAGUUCCUUCUUUCUUCCUUCGUUUCUUUUUUCUAUUUCUUUUUCCUUUUCUCUCUCUCUCUUUCUCUUUCUCUUUUCUAAUACGAAAGAAACCUCGAUAAAUCGAUCGUGAAAAGUAGUAUGAAUUACACCGAAUUAUUAAGACCACCCUUACAAUUAUUUUAAUAUCGUGCAAUAAAGAAUAUCGUUUUCUUCUUUUUUUUUCGAGAUAUCUCGUUCUCCCUUUCUCUUCUCUUCUUUUCUUUUCCUUCCUUUUCUUUCUUCUGCUUCUUCUGCUUCUUAUUUUAUCGAAACUUAUACUUUUUCUAAAUGCAUUUAUCAAACGUAUGGCAUUUUUUUACCCCACACGUCGGUUUAUCGAUACCAUUGGUUUCUCUUUUCGACUCGACUCGAUCGAAAUAGUAAACGAUCCGUUCUGAUAUUUACUUACGCGUUAUUUUGGAUUAUAAAAAAAGAAAAAGAAAGAAAGAAAAGAAGAAAAAUGGAGGAUAGAAAGAAAUGUCUACCUUCUUCUAAGUAUUUACGUUCUUUUCCUAUUUGAAACUCUCUUUCUCUCUCUCUCUCUCUCUUUCUCUCUCAUCUAUGUCAAAGAGAACGGCCGAGCUGGCAAAGUAUAGAGAAGGUCGUGCGUCAUACACAACAUAUAAGCUUCUACCAAUGCUGAGGCAGCCAUUAUCUUAUGUACGUGAUGCUAGCAAACAGCACUGGCAGUAACAUAAGUAACAGCUAUGCUAGCUUUCGAAAGAUAUAGUUAUGUUUGAAAUUUUUUAACGACGAAUCCAUACGCACGCAUUUCUUUUUUUCUUUCUUUCAGUUUUCUUUUCUUUUUCAUUCUGUCUCUUCUUUCUCUUUCUCUCUCUUUCUCUCUUUUCU